This is a messenger RNA of Truncatella angustata, 1050 nucleotides long. Its product is annotated as JmjC domain-containing protein. Gene Ontology annotation, molecular function: 2-oxoglutarate-dependent dioxygenase activity. The transcript has a single exon. Bases 1 to 1050 code for a protein of 349 amino acids. NCBI's taxonomy places the organism in Eukaryota, Fungi, Ascomycota, Sordariomycetes, Amphisphaeriales, Sporocadaceae. The record is from RefSeq and is a predicted model, not a curated record.
AUGCUUAGGCAUCUGCUCCUGAAAAGGACAUCCGGUCUGGCUCCCUCGCUUGCAACACGCGCCGCAUUCCAAAGUCACAAGCAAGCUGCAGUCAAGCCUCAUAGUACCAAUCGCGCAAUCACCACUGUAAAUGAGCAACGCCGAUCUGAAACCGAGACUCUUGAUCCCGAUCUCGAAUCGUUCCGCCAGCAUGCAUUCACCCCGGAACUCCCAUUGGUUAUGAGAAAUUCUCACCUUUUUGCACCUGUAAGACAUUGGUUUGUCAAUCAUGACGGGCCUUCAGCCAGUCUCAGUGACUACUUGACACAGCACAGCUCGGUUGUCUUUCCAUACGAAUUUCUCCAUAGCACGGCUCCCGGGGACAAGGACUCAGUGCUUAGCUUUAUAGACUGGCUACGUGCCCAGGAUGAGCAACUUGCGCUUUGUCUGGCAGGUACCCUUUCUAAUACUGGCCGGGACAUACCCGAGGAAAGCACUGUCUUCCACCAGUUUUUUGCUCCUCUUGACCUUCUUUCCAAGGCAUCUGAAUACAACAAGUUACAAGCCACGGAAAGUCGGGUCAAGCGGCUAUACAUAGCGCAAUCUCAGCUCAAUGAACUGCCCGAGCCUCUUCGAAACGACCUGCCAGUUCCCAGUAUUGUCGAACAUGCCGGAAAGGGGGACGUAUAUGACUCUAGUAUUUGGCUCGGCUUGGAGCCUACUUACACUCCCCUUCAUCGAGACCCAAACCCGAAUCUUUUCGUUCAGCUUCUGAGUGACAAGACUAUUAGACUGCUCACUCCUACUCUCGGACAGCAGUUGUAUGCACGAGUUCAGAAUCAGUUGGGAUCCCGAGGUAACUCACGCUUCCGAGGUACGGAAAUGAUGCAGGGUCCCGAACGUGCGGCUUUGUAUGAUGCCGUCUGGGGCUCUGAGCUCUCGGAAGACAUUCUUGAAGCCGUGCUUCAACCCAACGACGCCCUGUUUAUACCAAAGGGUUGGUGGCAUAGUGUACGAAGUAAUUUCCAUGACGGAAGGUUAAAUGCUUCGGUCAAUUGGUGGUUCAGAUGA